CACAAGCGAGGAGCGGCAGGAGGGAAGAUGCGGACGGAGGAGAGGGCCGCCGCACGAGAGCCCAUUUUGGAGGAAGGCUCGGGACGAGAGCAGCAACGUCCGAUCCGGCGGUCGGCGGCGGCGUCUCUGUGCCGGGAGUCGCACUGGAAGUGCCUGCUCCUGAGCCUCCUGAUGUACGGCUGCUUCGCCGCGCUGAUCUGGUGCGCCCUGUGCCGCGUGCCCGUGCUCAGCUCGUCGCCGGUGCGCGUGGCUGCCGCCGGCGCCAGCAACUCCACCACCUCGACCGCCUACUACAGUGACGUGCGGCGCCUGGAGAGCCCGUGCUCCGGCGGCUACCUCUACAUCCCGCUGGCCUUCCUGGCCAUGCUCUAUGUGGUCUACCUGGUGGAGUGUUGGCACUGCUUCUCCAAGACGGCUGUGUUGGCGCACGCUGAAUUCCAGGACGUGUACGAGCGCGUGCAGCGGCUCCAGCAGGCCACGCCCUGCAUUUGGUGGAAGGCCAUCAGCUACCAUUACGUGAGGAGGACUAGGCAGGUGACAAGAUACCGCAACGGAGACGCGUACACGACCACGCAGGUCUAUCACGAACGCGUCAACACUCACGCCUCCAGCUCCGAGUUUGACUACGCCCGCUACGGCGUCAAAGACGUGUCUAAGGAGCUGCUGGAGCUGCAGUUGCACUCGGCGGUUCGCCUCCGCUUCACCAAGUGCUUCAGCUUCUCCAGCGCACGUUCUGAGGCUGCCUAUCUCACCCAGCGAGCACGCUUCUUCGGCGAGAACGAGGGCCUGGACGACUACAUGGAGGCCAGGGAGGGCAUGCACCUGAAGAACGUGGAUUUCCGCGAGCACAUCCUGGCCUUCCCGGACCCCUCGCACCAGCCGUGGUUUUCCAAGUAUUGGGUCUUCUGGCUGGCCUCGGCUUUCCUGCUCUCGUGGCCGCUGCGCGUGCUGUCUGAGUACCGCACGGCCUACGUGCACUACCACGUGGAGAAGCUGUUUGGGGAGGACGAGGAUCCGGCGGCGGCGGCGGCGGAGGAGGCAGGGGAGACGGAGAACGGAGGGGCGGGCAUGGCGGCCAUCCCAUGCAUCGCGGCUCUGAAUGGGUCCAGCUACAGAGCCAUCUCCCGGGUCAACACGGUGGACAUGACUGAACUGGAGUGGCACAUCCGCUGUAACCAACAGAUGGUUCCCAGCUACUCUGAGGCCAUCCUCAUGGACUUGGACAGCGGAGGCAGUGGCAGCGGCAGGACCGACAACUCCGCCGCGUUCACGCCCGUGUCUGGACCCCCGGGCACCACCCCCAACCCGGAGGGGAACCCACCUCCCCUGGCGCUGCCGGUGGUCUUCAACUCCACAUACCUCCUGCAGAGCUGCCCUCGAUGUCGGCGGACCGCGUCCAGCUGCAGUCUGCCCUCCCGACUGAGGACGCCCACGGGAACCGCCGCCCUGCUCAAUGCCACCGUGGCCGCCUUGAGGGCGGCCGGGCACGGCGGCCCGCCGGGCCGGCUGGUGCUCAGUCGAAGCGGAUUCUCCCUGGGUAGGCUCGGAGGAGGGAGGCGGAGCAGCCUCCUUCAUUCCUCCCGCAGCAUGGGAGGAGGCCCGGCGGGGAGUCGGGAGGACGGCGGCGGCGGCGGCGGCGGCGGCUCUUUCCCAGGCUUGGGAUCCCGGCAGGACGACGAGGAGAGCCGAGGUGUGCUGCAGGCCGAAGGCGAUGACCAAGACGAGCGGGAGGCGGACGAGGGGAGGGGCGAGGACGGCCGCAGCCAGAGGGCCGGGCGAGACGGAGGAGGCCUCUUCCGGAGGGAUCGCCCGCCUUCCUACCAGGAUGCCUUCUUCUUCCCUGUGCUCAUUGUCCACGGUGAUGAAAGCUGCCAUGCCGGGGAGCGCCUCUGAACACGCAAUGCAGGCUGGCUUUGGACUCGCCUACACCGAAAAAGGGCUUCUCUAUCGGACGGACAAAGCAGCGCUCUUUAUCUUAGGCAUGGUUUCACUUGAGCACAAAAUCAGUUGCCCCGCCCCAAAACUUUGCCAGUGCAGCGAGCCAAGACGGACGGAAGCUGGCUUCUGGAUCAAUCUAUGCAAGAGCAGGAGGAGGAGGAUAGGGGAGGAGCAGGAUAGGGGAGCCGCAACGACAUUGCCUCACCUGGCCCGGAGUCCAGAUCUUCCGCACAGCAGCGCACCCACCCAUUCAGGCAGGCAGAAACGCCUUUGUGGAACACCCGAGCGUCUUCCGCAGCACUCUGGUGCGAGCACAUCACUUGCUACGAGCACAUCAGCUGCUGCAAGCGAGGCCCCUCCCUCCCUCCCUCCCUCCCUUCGCAGGUACGGCGAGCACACGUGGAUGAAGAUGGCCUCCAAUCAGCCACGAUGACAUGAAAUCGGACAUAAAAGUCAAACCGGCGAGUAUUUCAUCUAUCUAUUCAUCUAGUACGUAUGGAUUUAUUUCAUUAUUGUUCCUUUGAUUUGAUUGUACGGACGGAACGCACUUGGGCAAUAAUCUAUCGCUCGCUCGCUCGCUCUCAGUCUCUCUCUCUCGCUCGCUCUCAGUCUCUCUCUCUCUCUCGCUCUCUCUAUGCUGUAAGCAUUUGGCCACCAAACUGAAAUAGUCAGCGCGUGCACCGCGUUCCCGUUUAGCGAGCUUGUCGACGGGACUUCCAGGCGCUCUCCGACAUCAUGGACAUGUCCUCCUCCCGCGUCGCCUUCGUGCGGCGUCUAGCGCCGCGUCGAGCUGGCAGCAAAAUAUCGAAGAAGCACUUCUCCACCCGGCCACUCACCCUGACUCAGACAAGGUACAAACCAAAUCUGACAUGGUGGAAAGUGAGUCAUUGUCCUUGAAAUUCACGCUCGAGCAUGCGCUUUGCCUCGCCUCGCCGCUGUCUUGAAAUCCGCCACAAAUCCGCCCCGGCCUCCCAAAAAUAAAACAACCCCAAGAUCGUCGUGUCUUUUCAACCAGAGGCGUAGCCAAGCCGGGGCCGCGCCCCGGUUAGGACUCCCUGCGCCCCGGUUGAAAAAAAAUCGAGCUUUUUCGAUUCUUCAUCUUCAUGCCGUUUUUCUCUUUCGGUCUGUGCUUGCGCUAUUCUAUGUGCGCGAUGUUAUCCAUUCACCGUUUGCCUCCCGGACCCGGAUGUUGUUUUAGCGAUCAGCGAACGGCGUGGGUGAUGUUCGAUUUUUUUUUCCUGUGGGCGCGCGCCCCUACUGGAAGAAUUCCUGGCUACGCCUCUGUUUUCAACUCAACUUUUCAUUGGCUACUUCAGGGAUCGUCAACGGUGAAGGAGUGGAACUCUUUACGAGCCCUAGGCUUCGUCUCCCUCCUUGCACAGUUAUUGAUAUAACAAUAUGUGCUAAACAAUAAACUAACUAACGGUGGUCCGCGGCCCUCUAGCGGCCCGUGGUGGUAUUACGUGUGGUCUACAAAAUGGAAAAGAAUUAUAACUUUUGUCCAAAUAAAAUUCCAGCUCAUUUUGUCAAUCAUUGGCCCUCUAGCGGUCCGUGGUGGUAUUACGUGGGGUCUACAAAAUGGAAAAGAAUGAUAACCUUUGUCCAAAUAAAAUUCCAGCUCAUUUUGUCAAUCAUUUACCCAUCCAAAGUAUGUCACAUGUAGCUGAGAUUCCCAAAAUACAUACAGAUGCAAAUAAAUAGCCUGUAUAGGUCUAUCCUCCUUUGGUGCAAAAUAAAAUAAUAUUCUGCCAA
This is a messenger RNA of Syngnathus typhle (broad-nosed pipefish), 3690 nucleotides long. RefSeq names its product transmembrane protein 151A-like. NCBI's taxonomy places the organism in Eukaryota, Metazoa, Chordata, Actinopteri, Syngnathiformes, Syngnathidae. The record is from RefSeq and is a predicted model, not a curated record.